Molecule: messenger RNA, 1969 nt
Organism: Nothobranchius furzeri (turquoise killifish)
Lineage: Eukaryota; Metazoa; Chordata; Actinopteri; Cyprinodontiformes; Nothobranchiidae
Product: alkaline phosphatase
Biological process (GO): dephosphorylation
Cellular component (GO): plasma membrane
Molecular function (GO): alkaline phosphatase activity
Source: RefSeq, a predicted model, not a curated record
AAAGUAACUUCAGCAUGAGCUCAUGCACAUUUUACUAAAUUCCCGUGUAACCAACACAAUGGCUAACACACUUAAUCCUGUUUUUAUUGGAUUAUUCAUGUUGAUCUCAGCAAAUUUGACUUUUUGCAUUUCAGAAGAGGAGCUCCAUGCUAGCUACUGGAACAACAAAGGGAAGCAGGCUCUUCACACUGCCCUGAAUAAUCAGCCUAAUGUGCGCCGAGCCAAGAACCUCAUCCUUUUCCUGGGGGAUGGUAUGGGUGUUCCGACGGUGACUGCUGCUAGGAUCCUGAAAGGUCAACUGGCAGGAAAAUCUGGAGAGGAAAGCAGUUUGGUUAUGGAUACUUUCCCUUACCUGGCUCUAUCAAAGACGUACAACGUGGACCAGCAGAUGCCCGACAGUGCUGGCACUGCAACAGCGUAUUUAUGUGGUGUGAAAGCCAACUACGGCACCAUUGGUGUCACUGCUUCCACUCCACGGAAGAACUGUAAAGCUGCUCAUGGUAAUGAGGUGGAAUCUGUUCUGCACCGUGCCAAAAAAUCAGGAAAGUCCGUUGGUAUUGUCACAACGACUAGAGUGCAGCAUGCCUCCCCAUCGGCAAACUAUGCUCAUUCUGCUGACAGAGAAUGGUACUCUGAUGCUGAUCUCACCACCGAAGCUGUCAAAAAUGGCUGCCGUGACAUCGCCUAUCAGCUGGUUCACAACACAGAGAUUGAUGUCAUUCUUGGUGGAGGUCGUCGGUACAUGCUUCCCAGAACAGCUUCAGACCCAGAGUACCCAGCUGAGAAAGGCGAUCGAAAGGAUGGAAAAGACCUUAUUGUAGAGUGGGCAAAAAUGAAAACGGGGAAGGUCGCAAAAUAUGUCUGGAACAAGACUGAUUUUGAUGCUGUUGAUCCUCGACACACAGACUUCCUGUUGGGUCUGUUUGAACCCAAAGACUGCCGCUAUGAGCUGGAAAGAGAUCCGGUCAUGGACCCUUCUCUUACAGAAAUGACGGAAAAGGCAAUUAAGAUUCUCAGCAAGAAUCCUAAAGGAUUUUUUCUGUUUGUGGAAGGGGGGAGAAUUGACCAUGGUCACCAUGAUGGGAAGGCCAAAAAAGCGCUCCAUGAAGCUGUGGAGUUUGACCGUGCAAUUGGACGAGCAGCUGAACUCACCAGUGAACUAGACACCCUGACAGUAGCUACUGCCGACCACUCCCAUGUCUUUGCUUUUGGGGGACAUUCUGCCAGAGGAAACUCUGUUUUUGGGGUGUCACGCGGUAAAGCUGAUGACAAAAAGCACUUCACCACUGCUGUGUAUGGGAAUGGACCAGGAUAUCAGAUCAUCAACGGGACUCGGCCUGAUGUGAAUGAGACCAUUUCAUCAACAAAGGACUACCGACAACAGGCUCCUGUCCCGAUCGACUCAGAGACCCAUGGAAUAGAGGAUGUGGCAAUCUUCGCCAAAGGGCCGAUGUCUCACCUCUUCCACGGGGUUCAGGAACAGAGCUACAUUGCACAUGCCAUGGCUUUUGCUGCCUGUGUCGAACCUUAUGAAAGCUGCAAUCUCAGUGACCAUGCCGGGGCAUUUUACCCCAGUCUCCUUCUUCUUCUAACAGGCGUUUUCAUGACCCUCUCUGCCUAAGAUUGUUGGCCAAGUUAUGAAAUAGCUUAUUUUGUCUUUGUUUUUAAAUUAUAAUAUUGAAGCAUGAAAGUGUUGUGUGUGUGUGUGCUCUGUUCAGUCAUUUGUAUGUGUUCAAACAGCACUGUGGUAAAAAAAAAGAUUUGCUUUUAUAAUGACCCAAUUUAAACACUCUAGUAAACUUAGAAUUUCAAAAUAGAAAUUAUUGAAAUAUAGACAUUUAUAUAAAUAUGUUAAACUCUGCUAUCCCUGAUGGAUUAGUGAUGUGUUCCUCAUUAUGCUGUCAGUAUGUUAGAAGCUGAGACAAGCUCAUGCCUCCAGAGAAUAAACGUAGAGAAAAUGAAAGAAUGA